Molecule: messenger RNA, 1948 nt
Organism: Phaedon cochleariae (mustard beetle)
Lineage: Eukaryota; Metazoa; Arthropoda; Insecta; Coleoptera; Chrysomelidae
Source: the annotation of a GenBank genome assembly
GUUUUGUUUCAACUUGAACCUCCACCAGAGUGCGAUGGUUGUGACAACAUAGUUUUUUCUUUGUGGAGUUGUGAUAAUAUUUCAGGUUUCUUGAUAUUCGAGUAAUUCCCAAUUAAUUCGAUGAUUUAUAAUACCCAUUGAUUUCCACAAAAGUUACCACGAUUGAAAGUGGAACACCUUGUAUAUUGAAGGGAAACCAGUAGUCAAUACAUCUCCGAACCCAAAAAUAUCUCAAAAUAUAAGCCAUCUAGAUCAAUGAGAGCUAAACCAUAUAACAGUAGGAAACGAGAAUGCAAGGGUCCGAAACCCCGACGAAAAACAAUGAACUAAACGCCCGAACAGCAUCCCUAAAAGAAAAAAUAAUAAAUGGGACGAAACUAGUGACAGUAGAGCCCCUGAUAGCCUUCUACCAGAUGGCCCUAACCCUAACGAAACCAGCUCUGGACAACCUAGAAUUCGAAAAGUCCUGCAGAGGGAACCUCAACUUCACCGACACAAUAUGCGACAGCAUCCUCAAAGGCCAUCACAACAACUACACCAAUGAAAACAACGAAAUUCAAGUGCUAAUCAGCAACAUGCACUCCUGGCAGCAACCGCUACAAAGCUUCGCCCCGCUCCUGCUCAUCCUAUUCCUAGGCUCGUACAGCGACAGACAGAAAUGCAGGAAACCGUUUUUCAUCAUUCCCAUCGUCGGAGAACUCUUAGGGACAGUUGGCUGCAUGCUUUGCGCGUUGAACAUGAAGGCUUGGCCCCUGGAGCUGCAAGGCUUCUUCCAAAAAGUCGUUCCUUCUCUUUUCGGCGGUCAAGCCAUGAUGGUGAUGGCAACAACUGCUUACAUUGCAGAUAUCAGCUCCACUAAAACCAGGACCUUUCGUUUAGGCAUCGUGCAGAUUGUCAUAAGUGCAACAGUGCCCCUGGUCAAUUCCUUUUGCGGGAUUCUCUUCCUGGAAAUAGGUUAUGUGGGUGUUUUGAGCGUGUCGACUGCCAUGCUGGUGUCGGCCUUAGUGUACGGGACGUUUUGGAUCGAGGAGAAGGUUUCGAAAAAGGCAGUGAGAGUAUGUGAGCUAAGUAAUGUUUUUGACCACCGUCAUGCCUUCGAUACUUUCAGGAUUAUGUUCAAGGGGGCCGCAGGAGUUUGUCAGGCGCGACUGGUAGUGCUCGUUUUGGUGAUUUUCACACAUCGGUGCGCUUUUGAGGGGGAAUCCAAUGUUUUGUAUCUCUAUGUCCAAAACGUAUUUCAGUGGACGCCAGUUGACUUCAGCUUUUUUUUAACAGUUAAUGGGAUAGUUCUACUGAUAGGAAACAUUUUGGGUCUACCACUUUUCACCCGUAUUUUCAGAAUGAGUGACCCUAUGAUACUGUUAGUUUGUGUCGUGACGAAAAUAUUGACAAAUGUGAUAUUUGGAUUAGCAAAGAAUCCAAUACUAUUCUAUGUAGGUAGUAUAAUGAGCAUAAUAACUAGGAUGUAUAGGGUAGCAAAAAGAUCCCUAUCCACAAAGAUGGUGUCAACAGAUGACAUUGGAAAAUGCCAAUCCCUUUUUGGCAUCUUUGAAAUCAUAGCUCCAGCAGUCUCAGUACCUGCAUUCAAUCUCCUCUACAUACAUACAUUGGAAGAUUUUCCUGCAGUGAUAUUUCUCUUCAGUAUUUUGCUUUAUGCUAUAUGUUGUGUUCUCAUACUGUGGAUAUAUUUUAAAAAUAAAGGAACCUGUGAAAAAAAUUUAGAAGUUCCUGAAAUCAAUGAAACCAUCAUUGUUGAAACUACUCACAUGUGAUAUUUAUUUUAAAUAUAAUAGGUAUAAAUUAAUUCAAAGAUUAUUAAUCUUACCUUGAACUGACUUAGAACUUGUAAUUUGUAACAACUGGAUUGAUUUUGUCCAAUAAUUUUCUGUACACAGCCACAUCUUUAGUGAGUUGUAAAGAAAUGAACUUCUCAUUAUAAAUUGGUGGU